Messenger RNA from Fibroporia radiculosa, 1365 nucleotides. RefSeq lists its product as uncharacterized. Bases 1 to 1365 code for a protein of 454 amino acids. NCBI's taxonomy places the organism in Eukaryota, Fungi, Basidiomycota, Agaricomycetes, Polyporales, Fibroporiaceae. The transcript has 3 exons. The record is from RefSeq and is a predicted model, not a curated record.
AUGAACGUCGCUAUAGCGUGUAGCCCAGAAGAUGUCCAUUCCGUGGCGGACAGAGAUGAGUUGGAGAACGUUACUACAGUUGAGGCAGGUGAGUACCCCCUCUCUGCUGCGCGUAGGUUUGUUGAGUGGAGUGCAGAGCAGAACGUGCGACGGUCGUGCUGGGACGCUUCCGUCGCCGAGCGGACGGUUAGCCAACUAUGCGACAUCUGCCCUGUGGUUUCGAGCCGACUUCCGACAGAGUUAUGGGAGCGGAUAAUCGAUUUCAUCACGGACUACAGAUUGUACGACAUGCGACAACUCGGCCAAGUGGGUCGUGGGUGGUAUGCCCGAUGUCGCUUUCAUAGUCACAAGGUACUUGAGAUGGGAAAUAUGGAAAAGAAGCAGGUAUAUCGCCUGAUCAAGACACUGGAUGAGCCCCCCAAGCGAUGCCGCGCUAUUGAAACAGUCUUAUUCGAUUUUGAGCUGAAGCCGAUUGGUCACUUUGGGUCAUUUGCUGUGCGCAUGGUGCAGAAGCUGCCCCGAGUAGAAUUUCUCAAACUCUGGCAUUGUAAAUGGGAGACUGGUCAACUGCACACGCAAGUCUUCCUCCAUGUCGCUCUCACAUUUGGGUCGGUAAUCAAGCUCGAACUAUACGAUGUAAUGUUCCCAUCUGCGGUUGUGUUUGGGCGGCUUCUGCGUGCGCUCCCCCGCCUCUCCACCCUCAACUGUCUGGUUGUGGACUUCAAGAAGGGCUGCCGUGGUGUGGGUGCGGUGCGAGUGCCAGGCACCCUCCGACUCGACGCCGCCGAGCUGGAUGGUAGCGGUGACGUAUUUGACUUCCUUGCGUCGAUCAAAGUUCACCUUCGGCAUCUCAUCUGCUAUGGAAAUGACCUGGAGAAGGUUCCGGAGCUGCUCGCUGUGACCGCCGAGUCGCUCUUGUCCCUCGAGGUCAGACAGCUUCACAAAGCCAAUUCAGUCAAUCUCACGCCCGCUGUCAACUUGCGUGUUUUGGCCAUCGAUGGCGUACUCAAAGACAUGGCUAUGGCAUUCUGGAUCCUAUCUCGCGCAUCUUUGCCCAAGCUAGUCGAGGUCACCAUCAAGUCGUCCUUGACCGAUCGGCCGACAGCUGUCUCUAUCCAGGAUAUAUUGAAUAGCAUCGACGAUGAUUUCGAUGACUCCUUUGCACAAAUGGAUCACAGCCUUUCCGGCAGUCAAUUUCCUGCUCUCCGCAAAGUCACUUUUCUCCUUUGUUACGGUAUCCAAUUUUCCCACGCACCGAACAACAUAUCCGAAGGCUCCUGGCGCACCCUGCUCUCAUCAAAGCUUCCAGCCCUCUAUGCUAGUGGUCGCUUUCUGGCCGAAGUUCCUACGCUCCGAGUCUGGUAG